This is a messenger RNA of Oryza brachyantha (malo sina), 2297 nucleotides long. RefSeq names its product QWRF motif-containing protein 4-like. Gene Ontology annotation, molecular function: microtubule binding. Lineage: Eukaryota; Viridiplantae; Streptophyta; Magnoliopsida; Poales; Poaceae. Gene Ontology annotation, biological process: spindle assembly; centrosome cycle. The coding region runs from base 191 to 1963 and encodes 590 amino acids. The record is from RefSeq and is a predicted model, not a curated record. The transcript is spliced from 6 exons. Gene Ontology annotation, cellular component: nuclear microtubule; centrosome; cytoplasm.
UUUGGCUAUGAUUGUGUCAGAGGUUAAUGCACGCAUGCAUAUUUCGAUUAUAUAUCUGCUUAUCCUGGUGGUUGGCGUCGUCUUGUGGUAGAUCUCUCUGAUUUUGCUGCUGUGGAGAGUAGUGCAGCUUGAUGAGAGGAGCUGGCCAGUACAUCAAUGCGCGCGUAUCUUGGAGCGGCUAUUCGACUCCAUGGAUGCCGUGAAGGCCGAGGCGAAGAAGGCGGCUGGUACCGUCGACAGCGCCCUGCGACGGCCGCUGGUGCCGUCCGAGAAGAACAUUGCCGCUCCGGCACCUCGGAGGAGGGAGGUGGCCUCCAGGUUCAAGGCUGGCGUGCCGCCGGCACCGGCGCCGGCUGCUUCUUCGGCGAGGCGAUGCACGUCUCCAAGUCUUAGCCGGCCUUCAGCAGCUGAAUGCACAGCAUCGACAAACAGAGCGCAGUCAGCUGAGAGGAGGAGGUCUUCGACGCCUUCUUCCAGUUCGACGCCCUCCGGCGGCUGUGCUGCGUCGAGGUCUAGGACGCCGGUGCGUGAUACCACAGCCACCGAGGUACGUGGCAUCUCUCGUCGUGCAACCAGUACAAAGCCCCCUGAUGGGUUGUGGGCAUCAGCUCGGAGGUCGUCUCCAUGGCUUCAGCCAGAGUCUGUGGCAAUGGCAACACCGGCCACGAAGAGAGACAGGCUUCCCCAUGUCUCAUCGUCUGACCAGAGUCACCAGACCAAAGUGCAGCCAAGAACCGUAGCUGAGGCUGAGAGGAAAAGGAGUCCUCUCAGAGGGAGGAAUAUUGGCAACCAAUGUGAGAAUGCUCGGCCAUCAGAAACUCCGAACAAGAGGGUCGUUGAGCAACACCGAUGGCCGGCGGCAAUGAUGAGUGGCCGUGGCUCUGCAGGCUUAACUUCGAGAAACAAUGGAGUUGCUGACACGCCUAUCAGGUCUGUCACUCCAUCAAACACUACAAGAGGGCAUUCACCAAGGAGGAUUUACCCUGCUGAUGUCAAAGCCAAUGGUCUGAAUCAACCAUUGAACGGAUUGGCAAAGAGAUUGGCUAUGCAUGAGAGCAGAAGAGACGAUAAGACAGAGUCUAGUACUGAUGAUGUUUCUUCACAGACGUCAGAAUGCUCUAAAUCUGCUGCUCGCCCAAGCAGGACUCUGUCUUCACCUGUCCCGGUUCUACAUCGCUCGUCAUCACCAAACAAGGUCUUGUCAGCUGCAUCCUCUACUUCUACGAACUUUCAAAGUCCAUCGAGGACAAGGCCUUCGGCACCUUGCCGAUCACGAUGCUGUUCAACAGCAUCAGGCGUUACACAACCUGUUUUUAACUAUAUAGUUGAUGCGAGGAAAGUGAAGAAGAGCGCAAGCCAGAUUGAGAAUAUCCACCAAUUACGUCUGCUGUAUAAUAGCCACCUGCAGUGGCAGUUUGUAAAUGCUCGUUCAGAAGAUACACUAUCCUUCCAAAAGAGCAGUGUUGAGAGUGUUCUUUAUAGUGUGUGGAAAAGUAUCUUGAAGCUGCGGGAUUCGGUUACAGUGAGAAGAACUGAUGUGCAACUCCUGCAGCAAGAACUCAAGCUAUACUAUAUUUUAAAAGAGCAGAUUGCUUACCUUCAGCAUUGGCCGGCACUAGAAGGAGAGAACGGUAGUACUUUAAUUGGGGCUAUUGAGGCUUUACAAGCAUGCACACUUCGCCUUCCAGUUACAUCAGGAGCACAGGCAGAUGCUGUUGCAGUUAAGAAUUCUAUAAGCUCCGCUGUUGAUGUUAUGCAAGCUUUGAGUUCCUCAAUUCUGUACCUCCUUUCAAAGGUUGAAGGUAGGACGUCUUUGGUUUCUGAACUUUCAGACAUGGCAAGACAAGAAAAGGGUGCCCUUGGUGAGUGUAGAGAGCUCUUAGCUACGGCUGCAAAAUUACAGGUACAGGAGUCCAGCCUCCGUACGCAUCUGAUGCAACUGAGGGAAGGAGUUUUAGGAUGACUUCGAUAAUCCAAAUUGAAGAAACCAGUUAUGCUCUCAACAGGUACAGGCAGUGUAAAAAUGGAGCGUACAUACAAUCCUGAAGUAACACCCCCUUGGGAGAAUGCAUGGCCUGAUGCUCUGCAGGCUGCAGCUUACAGUGCUUAGAAAAUUGAAAGAUGAAACAGUUGUCUUUGAACAGACUUUUAACUUGGGUGGUCGGGGUGUAUACUCACACCUCUCACCGAGUGAGUUAGGUCACUUCCUUACGUCUCAUUGUGUUUAUGGAAGAUAGAAGAUGAUUUGAUUCGAGUGUAAAUGUUUCUUCGAUGUACAGUUCAUUCAGUUUCAUCCA